AAUUGUGAAGUGAUGGCGUCACAGCGGGUAACUUGACAAUUGCUAUCUUGGCGAUAAGGAAGUUUAUCUUCACGUUUCCGGACUAAAUCCCAAUUUAUUUAACUCGGGGGUAUGUUCAUAAUCUCAUUAGCUAUUUCUGCUAUCGGCAUGUACCUCUUGAGACUGUUGAGCCUCCUAUCAGACACCUGGAGGAGCUGAAGCACAGCAGAGACCUCAGAGCAGCUUGAUACCUACCGACACAGUGUGUGAAGAAUGUCUUCACCCAUAUACUACAAUCAAGACAGUGUGACACGCUUCAAGAAAAGAAAGGCUCGUUUCUCUUUCAGUGAAGUCCACAUAUUGCUGGAUGAAGUUAGGAAGCACCGUAUGGUUGUUGUGGGCAAAUUCAAUCGUGGCGUGCCAACAGACAUGAAAAAGCGCACAUGGGCAGAGAUUACUGCACGGGUCAAUGAGAUUGGAGAGUGCCAACGUGAGGUCAUAGAAGUCAUCAAGAAGUGGUCUGACCUAAAGUGUGACACAAAACGGAAAGUGGCUGCUAUGAGGUCGGGGACAGUGCCCAACAGAGGCCUCAACUCACGCCUUUCCCGGGAUCUUAACCAGACGGAGAAAAUAGUCCUCCAGAUACUGGAGAUGGACGAUGAGGAGCAGAGCUCCGGCGACUUCGGCCCGCUGGGGGAAGACGACGAUGUGCCAGAGGAGGAAGAAGAAUUGGACGAGGACGAUAUGAUUGCAAUGCAGAGCUCUCCUAAUGGCGGGUUGGACAUGACACCUAUGCCUCCACCUUCUUCCUACAAGAUAGGACAGUCAGGGGACUCAUCACAGCCAUCUUUUGAUGUGCAAUAUGAGGUGCCUCCAGCAGAAGAUACUGAAAAUGCAUUUGGAGACUCGGACGAUGAACAAAGAGACGAUAUGCUUCCUUCAACUCAGACGGCAAAGCCAAAAGAUGAUCACCAAGCUAACAACAGCACCCAGAAACAAGCGCAACCUCACACGUCUACUGGAGCGCCGGCAUCUGCGGCUGCGUUUCCGGCGCCCGGUCAGUCCUCGCAGAGCACGAGAGACAGCAUGCUGCACAGUGCGUCGCUGAGCCUUCAGGAGCAGCACGCCACCAACAUCCUGCUGGAGACUGUGUCGCGCUCCCUGGAGCUUCUGUCGGAGUCGGUGCAGCAGCUGGCAGAGACUCAGCAGGAGUUUGUGCGUGAGUCGCUGCAGCUCCAGCGGGAGACGGUGCAGGUGCUCAGAGACUUCACAGGUGGAGCCAUCGCACUCAUGCAUGACAAACUGAAUGGACGGCCGGCGUUAUAACAGCAGUGACACAUGGAGGUGAUGGUCUGUUAUCUCACUGACGUCAUACAUGACCUUCAGGUGCAGGAACUUCACCUGUGGUUUUUAAAUCAGCAGAUUUUCUGUGGUUAUAUUUUAAAACUAUUGGUAGACUCAUUGUAUCGUUGGAAUUACUGUUUGUGUGGUUAUAUGAAAGUGGAUUGCAAAAACAACCAAUAUUAGCCAUAAAGAAAGAACCUGGAGAGUUUUUCGUUUUGCUACUGACAGUGAGACUCCACCACAUUUUCUAUUGAUAAGACAACUUGUUUAAAGCCUCUGAAAAGUUCUCAGAAUGCGUUUGUGUGUCCUUAUGUUGUACGUUUCCCUUACUUUAUGUCUGGAGAUUAUCACGUGUACUGUAAUGGUGAGUGGAUGUCUGCACUUGACCAUUAUAUGGUCUUUAUGUCUGAGCGCUAACUGUGGUGUGUGUUAGAUACUUUUAAAAUACAAGUAAGUAUAUUAUUUGUGAUUGAUUUUGUUUUUUUACAUUGCAAACAUGAACACUUGAAUAUGAAAAUUUCACUAAGUUCUUUUAAAAAUAUAAUAAACUGGUGUAUUUAAACAGAA
Messenger RNA from Neolamprologus brichardi, 1890 nucleotides. RefSeq lists its product as uncharacterized. The record is from RefSeq and is a predicted model, not a curated record. Gene Ontology annotation, cellular component: nucleus. Lineage: Eukaryota; Metazoa; Chordata; Actinopteri; Cichliformes; Cichlidae.